ACUAAACUGCAAAUCUCAAAGCGAACUAAGCAAGAAAAACUAAAAUAUAUACGCUAUGAGAAUUUUAUAAUUUAUUCAUUAAUAUAAGAACUUCAUAUGUUAGGAAAUAUAAUAACAGUAAAAUUUCGGACAUAUGCGUGCUGAUUGUUUUAUCAAUUUACAGGUCGCUUGCUCACAAGCGGCAUAAUUUUUAAUCAGAACAUAAUUUGCAUUCUUCCAGCUUUUGUUUGACAUUGUCUCCGUCCCAUAGAAUUCGAGAUUGUAGGUGACAGGAAUAGCUGCACUGACCGGAAAUAUAAGUGACCAUGUAAUAGGAAAAGAAGCAAAUCAUAAAACACCACUCUCAUCCUAUGAAAUUUCGAACUUUGAAUGCGUAACGUGCAUGAAAGAAAAAUUGACUUAUAAUUAAGUGCAAUUUACAUAGUCUUCCUAAUGGCGACCAUUCGUAGAUGUAUUUUGAGGUGCAUAAAUAAUUCACAUGAACCAAUAGUUUUACCACAUAUGGAGGAGGUGUUUAUUGGUAGAGCACCAAAUACAAAAAUCACAGACAAAAAAUGUUCCAGGAACCAAGUGAGUCUUUGUGCAGAUAUCAGUGCAUUGGAAGUGAGAAUUAAACAGGUGGGACCAAAUACUACUGGUGUCAAUGGCUUUGCACUUAAGAAGAGUGGUACCCAGGUUUUAAGACAUGGCGACAAACUGGAAAUUUUGCUUGGACAGUACAUACACAUAGUAGAAUUUGAGCCUCCACCAUCAGUAGAUGGGAAUAAGAGAAAACUUGAUGAAACCAGUAUAUUGAACAAGAAACUGUGUGGUGAAUCACUGGAAAAGGAUAGUGGACUGGCUACACCUAAAACAAGUUCAGAUAGUAAAUGGGAAACUAUUGAUAAUGGGAAACUUUUAAUUUAUACAUCAAAGCAUGUUGUAGCACAAUCAAAGAUUGCUGCUUAUGAUCUUGAUGGUACCAUAAUUGUUACUCAGUCAGGCCAUGUCUUUCCCAAAGACUGCAAUGACUGGAAGAUUGCAUUUAGUGAAGUUCCUGGAAAGUUAAAGCAGUUGCAUAAUGAUGGCUAUAAAAUUGUGUUCUUGACAAACCAAGCUGGAAUAGGUCGGGGCAGUCUUAAUCUAGAAGAUUUCAAAGCUAAAGUUGUUAGAAUUGUGAAUAAACUUGGUGUUCCAGUACAGACUUUCAUCUCUACUGGGAAGGGUAUCUACAGAAAGCCUGCUCCUGGAAUGUGGAAUGCUCUAGUAAGAAAGAAAAAUUGUGAUGUCCCUGUUGAUGUAUCUAAGUCUUUCUACUGUGGGGAUGCAGCUGGAAGGGAGGCUAACUGGGCUCCAAAAAAGAAGAAAGAUUUUUCAUCAUCAGAUAGACUUAUGGCACUUAAUUUAGGCCUGAAAUUUUACACACCUGAGGAGCACUUCUUGCAACAACGUCCUGCAACAUUCAAACUCCCAGAUUUCAACCCUUCAAUUCUUCAGACUGAUCUGCCACUAUAUGAACCAUGUGACAUAAAGCUUAUAUCUGACACAAAAGAGGUUGUGGUUCUUGUUGGAUCUCCUGGCUCUGGUAAGAGCUUUUUUGCAUCAACCUAUUUGGUUCCAGAAGGAUACCAUCAUGUGAACAGAGAUACACUGGGUUCUUUGCAGAAAUGUAUGUCAACUUUAGAAUCAGCACUCGCUGCAGGCAAGAGUGUAAUCAUUGAUAACACCAAUCCUGACAAGGAGUCAAGACAGAAAUUUAUUAGUGCAGCCCGUAAACAUGGUGUAAUGUGUCGUUGUUUUGUCCUGAAGACAAGCAUAGAACAUGCUAAACACAACAACAAGUUUCGAGAAUAUACAGAUGAUAAUCAUGAGCCAAUCAGUGAUAUGAUUAUCAACAUGUACAAAAAAAAGUAUGUCGAGCCAAACCAGGAUGAAGGGUUUGAUGAUAUUGUGAAGAUUAAUUUUAUACCAAAAUUUAAUGUUCCUGAAUUGGAGAAACUUUAUAAAAUGUAUUUACUGGAAAAGUAAUUAUGGUAACAGAAAUGUGCAACAACCUCUGUUGUUCUUAUUGAUAUUUAUUCCUGUCUCUUAUACUGUAUACUUAUAUAAUUUGUCUUAAGGACUUGUUUUUAAUUUUUGUAAUCUGAAAGCAGAAAAUUACCUUUUUGUCCAUCAAACACCAGAAACAAAGAACUGGUAGCUUAGGUAUAUGUUUUAAUGUGAAAUGACAGGAACCUGACUAUUCAUGAAAUGGAUAAAAAGGCAGGAAUUUCUUAUGGUUUAUGUCAAACUAUUUUAACUGAAGGUUUGUGAAUGAGACAUGUCUCAGUCAAGCUCAUUCCAUCACUAUUGACACACAGAAGCAGAAAGAAAACCACUUGUCUUUGGUUUCUGACUUGCAUGAGUUUGUAGGGAUCAGGGAUUGAGUGAAAUUAAUUACACUUUGCACACAACCAACAUUUUAUUGCAUGUCAGAUUCUAUAAAUGAAAAACAGCCUAUACAAUUAAUAUUUGACAUUUAUGAUUUAAACAUUUCUUUCAGCAAGAAAACAGAACACAAUCUCUAUACAGCAUUAAUCAGUGGAUAUUUUUUUUUACUUUUUUAAUUUAACUGUUAUCGUAUGAGGCUUAUCUUAUGACUACAAGGUUUGAAUGUGAAGCCUGAUGGAGCAAAUGAUUGUUUUGUAUUAUCAGGAAAAGAAUUUUUCUUCACUAUGAAAGUUUUCUGUCUAAGCCUUGCAAGUGUUGGCACCUUAUGUGAUUUAAGCCUGAAAUAAUGCUAGUCUUAAAAUAUGGCAAGGAGUGCAAGAUGAAAAUUUAUAAUUUUUGCUGCAUUAAAAGUUUUAAAACCUUGGUUGGUGUGUAAUGAUCACAGACAGUGCAAAAUAACAUGUAAACAAAUUAUCACAUAAUGGUAACAGUCUCCUGGGAUGUUUUGCCAUGUACCCUCAUACAAACUGACAAAACAUUUCAGAAGUGCUAACUGCUUUCAUCAUUAGGACAAUGAAAUAUCAGACAUUUUCUACAACAUCCCAAAAGACAGC
Molecule: messenger RNA, 3023 nt
Organism: Zootermopsis nevadensis
Lineage: Eukaryota; Metazoa; Arthropoda; Insecta; Blattodea; Termopsidae
Gene: PNKP
Product: Polynucleotide kinase 3'-phosphatase
Biological process (GO): DNA repair
Molecular function (GO): polynucleotide 3'-phosphatase activity; ATP-dependent polydeoxyribonucleotide 5'-hydroxyl-kinase activity; double-stranded DNA binding
Source: RefSeq, a predicted model, not a curated record